AUGCCUAACAGCAAAGGCUCCGCCAAACAGCCAGUCUGCCUCUGCAUUGAGGAGCUUGCGCAGGAGGUCAAAGAUUCUCUCAUAUCCCUCCCGUUGUCGCUGGAGUCACAGAAGACCCAAAUCUUCCUAGUAAGCAGCACUGAAAAGCAAAAAGUGCCAAGAGAGUGCCAUGAUGCAGUUUCGGUCCUGGUUCACCAGUUCCAACUGUAUCGGGGUAGCGUAAUAGCUCUGAUGGCACUUCCAGAAUCAGACGGCGUCAAAGAGGACAUCGAUUUCCACCUAGCCAUCACGUUGUACCUUACGGACAUUCUAGCCAGGUUUAUUGAUGAGCUUAGAGCGGAUGCUCCUGGUCCACGUACCAAGUGGCGGUCAUGCUACCUUGACUUUCACUUCGCAAUGGCUUUGGCCAACAACUCGUUCACAAAGGAGCAACAGGCCACUGCACUCAAGACGAUCGAUCACACGUGGAAUGACUUCCAGCAGAAGAAGAUAUAUGCACCAGUACAGCAGCUUGAUCUCGCAAAAAUGCAUGAUGCAUUCUGCAAAGAUGGGGUCAACGUCAUCGAACCACAUACUGCCCACAAGCCGGCAGAGGCGAAGGAAAUUCAGCAAAAGAAGAAUUUGCGGUUUGAAGAUAUCACUCUGACGGAUGUUAACACUUCUCCUGUGGGUGAGGUUCGAAAGACUCGCAAGGAUAGCUGCAAUGUCAACACCCAGGGUCCUACUGCAGCGGAUAAGGCGAAGAGGGCCCGCAAGCCUAACCGCAGUGUCAAAACAAUCAUUUCACUGGCGGGAAGCUCAACAUCGGCGAACAACCCUACUGACAUUGAGGAAAAUGAUAGUGAUGAAGUUCAAAAUAUAUAUGAGUUGCAGGAGAGCACCAAGAAGCCCCGUAAUAAAUCCCUUGUCCGGGCCAGGAAUAAGAAGACAGUGAUGCCCGAAAUGAUGAUCCAGCCGGAGAAUGAGAACUGUUCUGACAUGGAGGAUGUUGUUCUGGGAAUGGCAGCGAAUCCCUUUGAAACCAAGGAAGUCGGAAAAAGAACCUACAAGUCUACCAAAAAUGGACGGCGCACAAGGAACACGACAAAUAGUGAGAAAGUGAAGUCCAAGUCUAAGUCUGAGGAGACACUUGAAUCCGAAGUUCAGCGUGACGCCUCGGACGAUUCAGACCUGGAGGAUGAUGGUAUCCAAGAGGUUGCGAAGACGAUUGAGGGAGACGGAAAACAGACCCACAAGUCUGCCAAACGCAGACGCAACCGAAAGACUGCGACAAAGGAUAAGAAAGCGAAGUCUAAGGAGAUGAUCGAAUCUGAAGAUGAGCGCCACUGCGACUUAGACAUGACAGUCGCAUCAGAAUCAGAUGCAGAUGCUGGGGAGUACGAUCAUGUCAAAUUCCCCCGUGAUUUCGAUGACUGGGACACAUAUAUCAAGAAAACCUUCAAGGAGGGCAAUUCGCAUGUUUUUCUCAAACUUGCCGCAUGGAUAUCCCGUCGCUUCUGUGAGCUCGCAGGUAUCGACAAGGACGAUGAUUUAAACGGAUUGGUGAUUCCAAAACAUCCAGGUUGGUUCGUGUUUGAUAGCCAUGAUCACUUUCUCGAGGCCUUAGGCAUGGAACACAUGUAUGCCGCGACCACGCACAUGGACACACACCCUGAAUACCUCACAUGUGUCUUCCGUCAACUCGGUGAGCUGGAAUCAAAAAAAGAAAUGGGAAGCAGCCACCCUCAACUGAGGCCUCUUCUGUCCCCACCAACACCAGUUGCAAGCAUGAUGUCGGCUCACGAGCUCCCCUGGUUAUUGCCAUUGGUUCCCAGCACUGACGAUACUGAUAGUGAAUCCGACGGUGACGAGUGUGACAUCAAUGUUACACAUGCCUGUGAUAGGAUGGACAUCGCCAGAGAGGGUGAUUCAAUGGAUCAUCGCAAAGGGAAUGGUUCGGUAAAGCGUAAACGGACGUCACGGGUGGAGCCUGUACUGGCUGCAAAGUGUGUCAAGCGGGGACCUCGACCUACGUCACCAGCCGUGACUUCCACGACUGCAUCUAUAUCAUCGUCUGUAUCUGACAUCACCAAAGCCCUUCUCUUGGAAGAAAGUUUUGGAUCGACCAAUGAGCCUGCUGACACAGGAGUGGCGGUGACAGACACUGAUGGAGAUGUGUCUACGAAUGAACCACCUGAGACAGAAGAAGCUAUUGUAGACAUUGUCGAAGGCGCUGCUGGUUCUUUGAGUGAGCCUGUUCAUGGGUCAGGUUUCAAGGCUGGAUCCGAGCGCAUGUCUCCUGAAACGGCAGCCGCUGACGCGGAUGUGGGUACAAUGAUUAGUAAUGUGGUGGUGUCAACAUCCCUGUUCAUGCCUGCCAUCCAUUUAGAAGCAUCACAGUUGAUCAGCGACUCCGACAUGACGAGUGCAUCUAAUCCUGGUCACCCGUCCAAGAAGGAUGAAGAUGCACCUGCAACAUUGCUGUAUUGUGAUCUUCAAAUGGCAGCAGAGCAAGCUCGCCUUGUUUCAGAAAGAAAGUUGCAAGAUGCAGCUGCCGCUCGAACUGCGUUAAGAAGAGCCCAUGAAGAGCAUGCAGCACGUCUAGGCAAUGCAUUGCGGGGCAUCAAAGAUGCAGCAACACUGGGCUCAUAUCUCACGCACUUUGGGAUAUGUAGUCGGCAACCUCGCAUCACCGAUUCAUGGGCCACAAGCACUGCUUCACGGCUGCUUAUUAACGUGGGCAAGAAGCUUGCUGCAUUCCUGCAUCCGCCUUCAGGUCAAGAAGUGUCUGAGCUUUUGAGCAGUUGGCCGCUCGAGAGAAUUCUUGUUGAGGCCGAGAAGCUUGCUCUAACUGUUUGUACCUUCCUCCGUCAUAUUAACAUGGAUCUUCGCCUCACAUCAGAAUGGCGAGACCAAGACCUUGUUGUUGUCACUGUAAUUUGCAUGCUUGCACAAGCCCGCAAUGAACAAAGCAAUGGGUAUCAGACAAUGAUGUAUGUGUACUUGCUGGCGUGUGGGGCUUCCCGUUCAAUGUUCGAUGACCUACAUCAUGCAGGUAUGACAUUUUCAUACACGAAAGCUAUACGUACAAUUAAGAAGAUGGGGAAAGAGCGAGCAAAGAGGCUCAACGAAAUUGCAAAAUCGCAUCCCUUUCUGCUUGCAUGGGAUAAUCUUAACAUUGCAGUUCGAGUUGCCGAAGAGGCGGGACACAUUUCCCACCUCUGCCUUUUCGGACUUAGUGAACGUUGUCUGGUUCGACGAGCUAUCUCGAAUGCGUCUUGUGCUCUCUCCCCUUAUUUUUUGUCUGUGCUCACACUUGUCAACAUGGACUCCGAACGGCGGAAACGCGGACGACCAAAACGGAGCAAGAAUAAGCCUGGCACUAUCGGUGUCACUCACCCACGAAAGGACGGACGGAUCCCUGGAACAAUGGAUAACGUCUCCGCAUCAACGGGUAAAGUAUUAAUGGAUAUCGAGGCAUCUCACUUGCAGGCUGCAGCACCUGUCCUGCCAUCGAAUGCAGCAGUUGCACAUCCACCCCCACCCCCACCCCCAAUCACAUCCAUCUCUCUGACGAGCGUGUACACCUGGAAACAGCCAGAGCGCAGUUCCUCCAUUCCAUCUAGAAAGAACUGUGGUACGGACCGUGAUGCCUUGGACAGCGCUCUGCUUGAAAACCCAUAUGACUCGGACCUCUUUCGUGCCACAGAGACCAUCCCGGUUGAUGACGUGGAUGAUGCUGAUGAAGAUGAGGACUCGGAUGUGGAUUUUUGA
Messenger RNA from Suillus subalutaceus, 3753 nucleotides. RefSeq lists its product as uncharacterized. The record is from RefSeq and is a predicted model, not a curated record. Lineage: Eukaryota; Fungi; Basidiomycota; Agaricomycetes; Boletales; Suillaceae. The transcript has 17 exons. The coding region runs from base 1 to 3753 and encodes 1250 amino acids.